Penicillium samsonianum is the source of this 2034-nucleotide messenger RNA. RefSeq lists its product as uncharacterized. The coding region runs from base 1 to 2034 and encodes 677 amino acids. The record is from RefSeq and is a predicted model, not a curated record. The transcript has 7 exons. NCBI's taxonomy places the organism in Eukaryota, Fungi, Ascomycota, Eurotiomycetes, Eurotiales, Aspergillaceae.
AUGCAUUUCAGCCAGUUUGGUGCACUGCUUUGCCUUCUGGCUCCGGCCAGUGGCAUAGCAGUCAGGCCUUAUGGAGGAGUCCCUCAUGCCCGAGCACUCUCUUCUUCAGCACCUUCAGCAACCCGCGUUGUCGCGUUCGCUGCGGCUGCGGCAACCGGAGGACCCAACGCGGGAGACUCUAGCCAUAAUAUCUCAUCGCUUUGGACAACAGCACAAUGUGACCAGAAUUCCAUUGACGAUGCUACUGUCGCUUUCAUUGAUCGAUGGUAUGCGGCAGGCGUUCCAGGGGCCUGGAAUACGAUGCUUGCAGAGUGGCAGAGUGGAGCUAAGGACGGCAUGUAUCGCAACCUCGCAUUUCCGCAGUUCGUCAGUUACUACUUCCACGGUCCGGAGCAAUGGAAUUGUAAAGAUGUCGGCAGCGUCCCAUGCUCUACCGUCGUCCAGUGCAAGGACGUCGAUCAUCCAGCAGGUGAGAUGUCCGGUGCACUCGAUACUGCGAUGCUUGAAAUCCAGGGCAAGAUAGGCAAAUUUUCCGAAAUAUUUGCUCCCCAGAGUGAUGACACCAAGAUAAUCCUGGCAAUUUUUGACGCCUUGACCACCAUGAUGGGCUUUAGUGUUUCAGCGUUCUUCAGUGUCGUUGAAAAGGAUGUCGCAAAAGCAGCCUCGGGUAUCUCCACGAGCCAUGUAAAGCCUCCUCCCCAGGCUCCUUCUAGCGCUUAUAGCGAUCGUGGCCCUCUUGAAACUAUUCCUGAGGGUCUCGCCCUUGGACCAAAGACGCAAGAGAGGACGGAAGAGGCGCUGAAAUUGAAAGGAUCUGAGAUUGAAUUCGAUGGUAAGGCGUAUGCUAACGACAUGACCUACCAAGUUUAUGGUAUCACAGCAGCCUGGACCAGGAAUAAUGCCCCUACGGUUCAUGAUAAACUUGGAGCUCAGAACUCACUAGCCUCCGCUCUCGGCGACAUAUUUGAGGCUUGGAAGGGUGUCGAGGCAUCCUAUCUAAAAAACAUAUUUUCGGGCGAGGAAUCAUCAGUGCACGACCUUGAAAGUCUCAUUGAAGAUGGCAAAAUGAACUUUAUGCCAAACAAACUAGACGAAGCUCAGAUGGCAGCGGAUUUACAGUCGGUACUAUAUGGUCAACUGAUGCCUACUGCGUGGAAGACCGCCUCCAAGAACGCCGGCGCUCAUCCAAUUAUCCUGAAGACGGAUUUCAGCUGUGAGAACAAGGCUGCUAAGAUACCUGAGAUCAGCGACUAUAGCAUGAUGACUGAUGCGGACUCUGCCAGCACACGUGCGUGCUGGAAUGAAAAGCUGGUAUUCCUUGUGAACGCUAAUGAGUGGGACUUUUUCAAUCAAGUUCACUUCACACCACUGCCCGGUGUGGAUAGCACCAACCUCUCUGGAGAUAAAUGGGGAGGCAUCACCAUUGAUGACAUUGUUGCAAGUGCAAUGACCGGAUAUGAGAACGCUGGCAACAAAAACGGCUACAAAUCACCGAGUUCAGAGGACAUUGAGAAGGAUAGCAAUGCCGAUAAGUAUGGAAAGCGAAUCCGUUACCCUGGUUUCUUCAAUAUCCCUGUAUGCGAUGGUUUGGAGAAGACCAAACAGGCUAUCGGUUCCAAUCACCACGCAAACUCUCCUUUCUGGCCUUGCGACGCGCCUGAGAACUUCAACAACGCAGGAACUACCAUUCAUGUGAACGUGGGAUGGAUUACCGCUAAUGGUGAUAAGCCUGUUUGCGAUACGUUCAAGGUUGAUGAUCCAGGAAAUGGUGAUACACUCAAUGCAACAUUGUAUGGACGAUUCGAUCCACACAACACUGCCGAUUCUACUGUCAAGGCAAACUGCAAGAUUACUUUCUCCUGGCCAAAAUCGUAUGGUGAUAUCUAUUAUGGAGAGGACAAUUGCAUGUAUGACGGCGAAUCCAAACCAAUCCCGGAUGCAGAUGGCAACCCCGUGUGUUGCAAGCAGGACAAUAACCUCACUGAGAAGGUCACUAACCCAUACUUUGUUGGAGGCGCAUGUACGCCGAACUGA